CAUAUCACUUCAAUGUGGAGAGUGGAGGAUAGAAAACAGAAGAAGAGUGUAUAUUCAAAUGGCAUCUGCUCUUGCCUUCUCUCUGAAUUCUCAUCUGCUUUUGGUUCCUCCUUCAGUUUCCUUGAAUCCUUUGCUAGCUCCACAUAUUUCAACAGUUUCUUCAUCAUCAGCAACCAAAACCCAUCACUUGAAGCUCAAGCACUCACCCAGAGCGUCUGCUGAAGGAGUUCCCAGUGAAUUGAGCGAAGAUUCCAAAUUUGUUCCACUUAAUGCUGAAAGUAUGAUAUUUGGCCCACCUGCUUUGUUAUUGUUGGGCUUUGAAGUGGAGGAAGCUGCGACGGUACAAGAUUUUCUGAAACAGAUAGGAGGUGAUUUCCUCAAGGUUAUUUAUUGUACUGAAGACAUGAUCACUCGUUCACUUUGGGAAGCAAUGAAUACAAUCCAACCCAAUUUGGAGGAAGUGAAGAUUGCUGAGCCGCUGCCACGAAUCUGUUUCUUAUCUGGUCUUAGUGGGGAAGAGAUGAUGAUGUUGAUUGAUGAUUUUCCAGAGACAGGACUUGAACCAGCUGUUUUUGCAGCUCUUGUUCCCAACAGUGCUGAGAAACUGAUAGAGGAGUUGAUAGACGAGAUUAUGGCAGAUCAUGAAAUGAUAACCAAGAAAAUGGAAGAGGGCAUAGGCAAAUCCGAUAAAUGAUGGAAUUUUGUUGCUGAGGUUGAGACCAUAAGUCAUGCCAGUUCUAGAUAAAAUCUAGUUUCCAGAAAGAACAAUGUAAUAGUAGAGAGGGAAGUUAAGUUACACCACCAAAGUCUUCACUGGGAUUUUCACAGUUGUAUCUGCACUAUGCAAGCAUACACUGUACUGAUUUGUACAGCAGUUGCAAGCAUACAGUGUUUGAUAUGUAACUCACAGCAGAUGCGAGGGCUAUGUGUUUUAUGUGUUGUUUUUUGUUAAACAAAUUCAUCAGUAAUGCUCUAGAUUCGAUAAAUGUGAAGAUAUCAUCCUAUCACAUAA
Molecule: messenger RNA, 1012 nt
Organism: Rosa rugosa (rugosa rose)
Lineage: Eukaryota; Viridiplantae; Streptophyta; Magnoliopsida; Rosales; Rosaceae
Exons: 8
Coding region: 59-694 (211 amino acids)
Source: RefSeq, a predicted model, not a curated record